Symsagittifera roscoffensis is the source of this 1862-nucleotide messenger RNA. RefSeq lists its product as uncharacterized. The record is from RefSeq and is a predicted model, not a curated record. NCBI's taxonomy places the organism in Eukaryota, Metazoa, Xenacoelomorpha, Acoela, Convolutidae. The coding region runs from base 667 to 1812 and encodes 381 amino acids. The transcript is spliced from 5 exons.
CCCCCACUCCCCGGAUUGACUUUCCUUCCGAAUUGAAUUUCCUUUUGUUUUUUGUCCUUUUCUAUGAAAGUUUUUACAAACAUGUUUCUUUCCUUACUCGUUCCCUAAGUUUGUAUGCUCAUUUACCAUUUAUGUUUGUUUCGGAGCUGAAACGCUACAAGUGGCGUACAUGUAAAAGCGGGUCAAAGCUUUAUUUAACCGUCUGGUCUCAUUUGAAUACCAUCGACAAAAUCUUUGACGUUUAAGUUUCACUCAAACCAUAUUUCAGAAAUCAGCAACUCACAGACUAUUAGACAAACAGUUUCGAUAUUUCACUCUUUUAAAACCAAACUAGACUAUUUAUAUUUAUCCGUUUAAUUUUCUAACAUCGCAAAAUAGUCGGUAUCAAAUUGACUUUCGACGUCUCUUUUUCAUCUUUAUUGAUGCGACACAUUUAUUUGCUCCAUCAGAGAGAAAUAGAUUAUUUGAAGAUAAGGAUUCAAAUUAACAACAAGAAAGAGCAAAUUUAUAUAUUUUUAAAUUUCGUUUGGUACACUUCUGGUUGCUUUCUGUACCAUAUUAAUUGCCAACACUGAGGAUUAAAAAGUGUGUUUCAACCCAACUUGAUUUCAAUUGACAGUUAAUUCAAACAGUAUUAUUAUUUGCAUCAGCAACAGCAGAUCCAUAAUGGACGAAACUCAAGUAGAACAGCAACAAUCAAACCCCGAUCAAGCUUCGAAUACUCCAGAAGAGAUAAGUGUGUACCCGACUGCUCCAGUGGAACUGCCUUCAUUCUGUGAACAGUUUCACAAAAAUGUGAUCAGUGAAGAUGAAAUCGCAGACGCUUUCGGGGAUUACGUUAUCAGCAAAGCUUGCUGUUCAGCGCCGGAUAAUCCAAAAAAGGACGUUGCCGUCGCUCAAUUUUCAACUAAGUUCAAACUGAGAUACAAAUUGAGCAGCUAUGUUGAAAAACGGGAGCGUCAAACAAGAACUGAGAAAAUGGCGGGACACAUGAAUAUGAAUAUGAUGGGAAACGGAACUGGAAUGAUGGGAGAUAUUGGGGGUUUACUUAACAUGGGUGGAAUAAAUAAUAACCCAUACGGCAUGACGGGACCCGCGAACGUGAACAUAAAUGUGAACGUAAUGAACAAUUCUGGAAUGAUGCCACAACUGCAGAUGGAUUCAAAACCCGUUGUUACUAGCAGCGACUUGUGGUCGAAUGACAUGAGACCAUCGUCUGAUUGGUGGGAGGGGAAGUUGGAGGUGGAGACGUCACGUGACACUGACAGGUGUUUCCACUGCCAGUGCACAGGGCGUGACCAGUGUUUCUUCUGCAAUGGCAGUGGCACCAGUGGGGAGGAGGGGAACUCCUGCUUCCAAUGUAAAGGCAGAGGCUGGAAGGCUUGCUUCCAUUGUGGAGGCAGUGGAAUGGUCAGCCGUGUUCAGCUAGUCGUAGCAGAGUUUGAAGAGAAAGAAGAUUUCCACUUCGAAGGAACUGUAGUCCAGGUAUCCGAGGAGAAGUUGGAAGACGUUUCGGGGAUCCCAAUCUAUAACGACGAGAACUAUCCCCCCAUAGCACCUAUGCCCCACUACCCCGAAUCACCUACACUUGAUGACGCAGUUAUGAAGCUUCUGAAGGAACACUACAACAAAUACGCAGUGAAGGAGAGCGACCAUAAGCGAAUUCUGAAACAGAAGCAGUCUUUAAUUGCCAUCCCCGUCACAGAAGCUGAUCUGACCUACAAGGACAAAGAUUACAAAGUAUGGAUAUUUGGAUCAGAAAGGAAGAUUAGUUGCCCAGAAAUGCAGAGUUCCUGUUGCUCUAUUUUGUGAAAACAAACAAAAGAUGCAAAACAUUAUAAGUAAAUAAUUUUAUUUAUUUA